AUGCUGGACGGUAUGGACGAGGUAGCUGAAUCCCCGGAGGUUCCGAGCUCGAACAUGGACCACCAGCUUCCUCUCCCGCUCAGUCAUUGUGCCCCCUUCGAUAUCAAGACAAAGAAUGGAAUGUUGCGGGUCCAGCCGGGAGAGAAAAGGGCCUAUAUCUUCCUUAUCGUGUCCGACGACCAAAACCUGGAUGAUUUGCUUGAGGCUUCUUCGUUCGGCUCAUUCUUCAGGGCUGUUCCUCAGCAGACACAUUUUGUUUUCGGUGCACAAGCUGACAGCAUGGACAAGUUGCAGACCAUACAGGAACAGAUGCAGAGAACGUCGGGGUACGAGGAAGUGAAGGGUCAACUCCACUUCAUGACGGAGGCGAUCCAGCCGCGGUGCCAUCUCAAAAGAGAGAUUUGCCAGAAGCAAUAUUACGACAACCUCGUCUUUCAGGCAGUGAAUGAGUGGGGCGGGGAGGAACCUUUGAUGCAGAUCUCUUGGUCCGAGAACGGUAAAUUGCAUACCAAGAAAGUGGAGGCCAAGGGCGAUACAGGUUGGCUUCCUAGCAUUCGAGAGUUGCUGCAAGAGCAGACAGAUCCACUAGAGUUUGCCAACUGGGGAGGGCUGGCAUGCGAUGACUCUGACAACCCGCAAGAAAGUGUCCAAGGAAAGAUCGCUGUUGUCAGGAGAGGAAAAUGCGCCUUCUUCGAGAAGGUUCGGCUGGCUCAAAAUCAUGGUGCAAGUGCCGUGGUAAUCGUGAAUUCGGAGGACGGCGAUAUGGUCUCGCUCUCAUGCGGCUCGCCCGAUCCCUGUAAAAGCGCAGGAUUGAAGAUACCAGCUGUGAUGAUGAGCCAUGAAGCCGGAGGGGAGGUUCUGAAUUUGCUGAAGAAGAGAGUCACAGUAACAAACCGUUUCUCCCUGAAAAAUGCGAUUCAGCACUUUGUUGGAUUGGAUCACUUUUCACGUCUGCGGGAAAUUGGGCAGAUUCCUCCAAGAGGAGCUGAGGAGAGUUUUGCACUCACGUUUCUUGCUCUUGAAGGGGAAUAUUACGCGUAUGAGCGAAAUCUGGAACAAAAGCUGUCUCAACCGAAUGCCCUCAUAGUUCCAGUGUUGGAGCAGUCGAAACAGAAGGAAAGUGGAAUUCUUUUCAGUGGCGGCAGCGGGCUUUACAGUGUUGUCGAGUUACCGGAUGAGGCAACGAUGAAGGAUUUUGACAAACUUGAAGUGUACGCUUCGCUAGAUUGCCCAGGGGGCGCCGACAAGGACUGCGGGGAAUGGGAUUACGUGGUCCAACUCUUGUUGUGCAAGGCCAAUGAAAAGACUCUAUCUCAGACCUCGUGGGGCAAGGCAACCUCAGUUGGGUCCUGUGAUUUCGAGAUGGGGAGGUUCGUGACCCCCUACUCCCGCCCCGGCAAGUGGAUGAUCGAUGCUACAGCGACUCUCCCCCUUCUAAUGGGUGGCGGGAGGCAUUAUUUCCUUCUGAAGCAGCCUUACUGGUCGCAGCAGAAGUACCUUGCAGACGUUCGUUUUGUCUUUUCGUCUUCAGGGAUCCAUGAGCAGCCCCUCCUGUCGAUUCCUCUGUUCCAUGGAGGAAUUUUUGAUCAAGAGUACAACUCAAGGCAUCGACCCAUGAACAUUGACAUCCCUUACCUGACCAGCCGAGCAGAAAUUCACUCGGUCAUCACUGGUCAUGGAUGGGGAGAGGACAACGAGAACUGUGCUGAGUUUUGCGUCACUCAGCAUCGAUUCAGCCUGCGACAAGGAGUGGAGAUCGACGGUGAAACGUACGCGUCAAGUGAUGAGCACGUGUACGAGACAUCGCUGGACGGGGCAGGGAGCGAGAUGGGAUGUGCUAGGAAAGUUUCAGAGGGCGUCACUCCCAACCAGUAUGGCACUUGGCAGUUUGGAAGGGCUGGUUGGUGUCCAGGCAGUGCAGUCAGCCCGUGGGUGGUGGAUGUGACGUCGUCAGUGAAGCCAGGGCUCCAGGCUAUCAUCACAUACUCCGGCCUCUUCAACAACAGCCAGUACGAUCCUGCUGCAUGCGUCGGUGACGAUUGUGUCGACCAAGGCUUUCCGGCUGAGAUCCGCAUGCGCUCGUAUCUGGUUAUCUAUGGGAAGAAGCAAGGAUCUCUACAGGCCCCAGCAGCAGCACGAGCCAGCAGGUCGAAACUUAGAGCCAUGGAGCGCAUGCAGGUCUCAUCUUCGGAACGAGGAGUGUGGAGUGGAGCCGGUAUGGCAGGGAGCCUGAGCUUCUGCUUUAUGAUCCUGCUAGGAAUGAUCAGUCUUCAUCUUUACCAAAGGCGGGCUGUCAGGCAAGGCUACAACAAGAUCAACAGCUCUGUGUAA
This is a messenger RNA of Guillardia theta CCMP2712, 2331 nucleotides long. RefSeq lists its product as hypothetical. Bases 1 to 2331 code for a protein of 776 amino acids. The transcript is spliced from 7 exons. The record is from RefSeq and is a predicted model, not a curated record. Lineage: Eukaryota; Cryptophyceae; Pyrenomonadales; Geminigeraceae. Gene Ontology annotation, molecular function: oxidoreductase activity, acting on paired donors, with incorporation or reduction of molecular oxygen, reduced ascorbate as one donor, and incorporation of one atom of oxygen.